Messenger RNA from Drosophila bipectinata, 1197 nucleotides. Its product is annotated as protein TIPIN homolog. Gene Ontology annotation, biological process: replication fork processing; DNA damage response; replication fork arrest. Gene Ontology annotation, molecular function: DNA binding. Lineage: Eukaryota; Metazoa; Arthropoda; Insecta; Diptera; Drosophilidae. The record is from RefSeq and is a predicted model, not a curated record. Gene Ontology annotation, cellular component: nucleus; replication fork protection complex.
AUCAUGUAUACGUCUCCUGUGAAUGCCGUCUAAAUAGAAGAAGAAAAUGGCGGGAAAAUUUUGUUGUAUAUAGAGAAAAUAGGAAAUUCCAGUGGUGCCGAUGGCUUCUCUUUUUGGCGACGACGGGGUGGAUGACCUAUUUAACGACAAUGUUCCCGUGGAUCCAGACCAAUUGCCGAGCGACAACGAGGGGGAAAAAUUGUUCGCAGAUGACGACGAGAUCAAGGAGAGCGGAGAACCCGGGAGCCAGGACGCAGAGAAAGUAGAGCCCAAGAAGCGUGCGGUUCGGAAUCCUCGUCCUCGCUUAACAGUUGAUACGUUGCGUGGCCCAAGGGGAAUCCAGACUAUAGAGGCGUACUUUAAGGACAUCAAGUUUAAAGGAAAGGGCUACGAGAAGAGCGAUCUGGAUGAGGUGCUCCGUCGGCUGCAGCACUGGGGUCACAGGAUGUACCCCACCUACACUUUUGACGAUGUCUUGAAUAAUAUUGAGCGGUUAGGAAAAAAGAAGCCGCUUCAAGUACACAUGACACGCUACCGUCUGGGUCAACUGGAAGAUUUCCCGUCUCACGAUCCGAAUGCGUUGGAGGAGGGUCAGGACGAUCAGCAGGAUGACCCUGAGGAUGAACCCUUUGACGAGUUCGAUGCUCUUCUGGGCGAACAGAUAGCUAUUUCCAAAUUAGCACCAAGAACGCCCCACCAGAGGAGCAUGACGACUGCCUCCGCUGGUAGCAGCACAUUGGUCACCCCAUCGUUUUCCCGAGGAAAUGCUGUAAUGUCGACGCCAUAUUCCACGGUGAACGCCCCUGCUUUCGAUAAAAAUGGAGCUCCAAUACGUGCCUCUUAUGAUCGGAAUGGAGCUCCAUUGGACAUGAGCGAUUACGGGCAACCACUGCCGCCAUCUCAGCCACCAACUCCGGCAGCUAAGAAACUCUCCUCGGAUCAGAUGGCGCGCAUUGCCGAGAACCGGAGAUUGGCGCAGGAGAGACUCAAAGCCAAGCAGGCUCAGCAGCAAGAGACACCCAGCUAACAUCUAUGAAUCUCUGGUGUUUCGGCAAGUAGAAAUUAAUAAUUCAAAAGUAUGUUAUUCCCUAUUUAAGUUCAGAAUAAAACUGUUCUAUGUAUUUUCUAUUGAAAAUUACCCAAAGUUAUUUUUUGGUGCUUAAAGUCGAUAUUAAAGAUCCUCCUUUCGAUUGUAAA